Messenger RNA from Pyricularia oryzae 70-15, 3205 nucleotides. RefSeq lists its product as uncharacterized. The record is from RefSeq and is a predicted model, not a curated record. Gene Ontology annotation, molecular function: protein heterodimerization activity; DNA binding; TBP-class protein binding. Gene Ontology annotation, biological process: RNA polymerase II preinitiation complex assembly; DNA-templated transcription initiation. Gene Ontology annotation, cellular component: SLIK (SAGA-like) complex; transcription factor TFIID complex; SAGA complex. The coding region runs from base 416 to 2860 and encodes 814 amino acids. NCBI's taxonomy places the organism in Eukaryota, Fungi, Ascomycota, Sordariomycetes, Magnaporthales, Pyriculariaceae. The transcript is spliced from 2 exons.
CAUGGCAGCUCCCGACGCAACCACAUCUGUACAACCUUGCCUUGAUACCCGACUGCACUAAACACCGUGCAAGGAGGAUAAGGAACUAAUUACCACAUUUGCACAUUGACCCUACCUUCCAGUCGAUACAUACGGCCAAUAGCUACGGCCAAGUCGCGAUAAUAAUCUUGUCUUUGAUUAAUCGGCUUGUUCUCGAUCCUAUCGCAGAGCGCGUCGAACAUAUAACUCUUCGUUUUGAGCUCUCGCUUCUCGCGGUCGGGAAAGGCGCACGCACACGAUCGAAUACGCCGCCUGCCUGCGCGUCUCGGAAUCUCACUUAGUACGACCGCCCAACAUCUGUGUUGGAUUCAAAAAACCUGCCCUAUAUACGUAUCUUUCGCCAACUGCGGUCAAAUUGUACAUCUAGCCCGCCGAGAUGAACCAGCAAGGCGCUCAGCCUGCCCAGGCCGGCGCGAGCCAGCCGGCGGGAAAUGCCAGUGCUGGCCCAAUGUUUAGGCCCGAGGCGAUGCGCACCAUCUCGAUCCUGAGCGCCGAGGACCGGGACAAGUACGAACAGGGUCUUCGACAGCUAUGGACCGUGUAUGAGAAGGAACCAGAGGGUUCGCCGGCCAAGCUGCAGGCCCACAAGAAGAUUCAGAACUUCGGCAUAGUGCUCACCAAUAAGAUUCGCGAUACCAUGAGAAGGAACCAGCAGGGUCAACAACCAACGCAGCCAGGCCAGCAGCCUGGCCAACAACCGCAGCAGCAGCCAACACAACAGCCUCAGCAACAACAGCAGCAGGCACAACCACAGCAGCAGCAGCAGCAACAGGCACAGCCUCAGCAACAGCCUGCACAGCCGCAGCAGACCUCGCCCAACAUGACCAGGGCACCAGCUCCGCAGCAGCCGGCAGCGGGUGCUCAGGGCGGCGCCCCUGGGGCAGCUGGCGCCCCGGCAGCACCCAACUCAGGGGGCGCUCCAGCACAGGUGCCAGCAGGUGCGAACCAGGUUCGCAUUCCGGAUCAUAUCAUGGCACAUAUCAACAAAAUGAUUUGGCAUGUACCGAACAACGUCAGUGAGCAAGACGCACCUAAAUGGAGGGAUGGCUCUAAGCGGCGAUACGCCAAUGCCUUGAUGCAGAUGGAAGCGGCUGCUACAACACUGAAGAAAAUCGACCAGCUUUACAAGGAGAGAAAAGAGAAGAACCAGCCCAUCACACCAGAGGAGCAGAAGCUCUUCCAGGAGCGCAGGGAGAAGGCUCAGACCACCUACAGAGAUACCAGCCGCUAUGUAGACGGUAUACGGAAAGCACAGGCCGAAAUGAAUACACAAAGGACAGCCGGUGCACAGCCGGGUAAUGCGCAGGCAGGCGCAAGCGCCGCUUCCCCGGCAGGUGGACAAGCAGCCUCAACCCCUGCACCUCAGACAGCAACUCCUGCCGCCGCUCCCAGGCCACAACAGGCCCAACCUCAGCCGCAAACUCAACCCCAACCUGUCCAGCAAACACAACCCCAACCUGUCCAGCAGCAGCCGACUCAGCCUACUGCGCAGCCUGGCGGUCUUGCCAUGCAAAAUGUCCAGGCUAACAUCAAUGGUGCGUUCGAGGCCGCGAAGAACCAGCAGAUGACUGGGAUGGGCCGAGGCCAAGCACCGGGAGCUUUGGGACAAGCAGCGCAGCCCGGACCUCAAGCUCAGGCCGGUGCGAAUGUUGCACCAGCUGCCGGCUCCCCCAUGGUGCAGCAGCCUCCAGGCCCAGUUGGGGCGCAGCAGCCGACUAUCAAGCCGGAGCCGGGAACGCAGCAGCACCAGGCUCAGAUUCAACAGCAGCAAUUUCAACAGCAGCAACAACAACAAUUCCAGCAGCAGCAGCAGCAGCAGCAGCAGCUUCAACAUCAGCAGCAUCAGGGUCAAAUGAACACGCCGAUUACAGCCGCUCAUACUGCUGGUCGUGUACAAACACCACAAUCUGGCACUCCCACUACUACUACUGCUCCGCCGCCGCAGGCCUUCUCACACGCGGCAGCUGUCAGCGCCAUCACCCAGCGCCAAAACUCAGGCCCGAUUCAAACCAUCUCCCAGCAACAGCAAGCUCAGCAGCAAUCGCAGAGGCCCAACGCCAACGGUACAGUUGUAAACAACGCGGGCACCCCAACUCCUAUGAGUGCUGGCGGAGUAAUGGCAUCAGCUCCACCGCCAAAUCAGAUUCAACAACAGCACCAGCAAGCCCACCCGCAACAUCAACCAAACGGCACCGUUAUCCCGACCGGCCAUCCUCAUGCACAUCCAGGCCAACAACAAAUCCAGCAGCGUGAGAGUCACACAAUGGUUCCCCGCAACCCUAUCGCUAAGAGCUUGCCAGAGAAGGCACAGCAGACACCGCAGCCAGUCGCAAUGACAGGUGGGCUUGGUCCGGGCCGACCGACUAUGACAGGCGGCCUGUCCACUCCCGGUGGCGUUAUGAACCAGCCGGUGAUUGCUAGGCAUCCUCCUGGAACUAUCGUGACGGAAAACGACGGUGAUCGUGUCCUCAGUAAGAAGAAGCUGGAUGAGCUCGUACGACAGGUCUGUGGUGGCACUGCCGAGGGCCUAGAUGGAAACUUGCUCACGCCCGAGGUCGAGGAGUCCGUUCUCACUUUGGCAGACUCGUUUGUCGAUAAUGUGCUACACUCGGCCUGCCGCAACGCUAAAGAGCGCGGAUCCAAAGUUCUCGAGAUUCGCGAUAUUCAGCUCGUGCUGGAGCGCACAUACAACAUUCGCAUCCCGGGAUACUCGGCCGACGAGCUCAGGACAGUUCGCAAGGUACAGCCCUCUGCGGCCUGGAUCUCGAAGAUGAGCGCCGUUCAAGCUGCCAAGGUGAUGCCUGGCAAGGACGGCUUGUGAAGAAACUAGUGUUUUUUCUCAUUCUUUUACACCGUAUUCAUCUUCUACAAACAGGGGCUCUUUUUUCUUCUUCUUUUUUCUGCAAGCCCUUAGGAGUAAUAGUACAUGCCUACAGGAAAACAUGGCGUUUGGAACUGGACCGGAGGCACAAGAUUAGGAGUUGGCUGUUUUUAAAUUUUAUUUCGGUUUGACUAGGGCUUGGUUGUAAUCGGAGAUCGAACAAGUCUACGUAUAUUAUAUUGGCGCCGAGACCCUUGAUACAACGCAGCAAUACAGUGUCGAUUGUUUUAUUUUCCAAUCGUUCGUUAGCAGCAAGUAAAUUUGAACUUGGAGACUUCAAUCAUG